Paraphaeosphaeria sporulosa is the source of this 899-nucleotide messenger RNA. Its product is annotated as Aldo/keto reductase. Bases 124 to 660 code for a protein of 178 amino acids. Gene Ontology annotation, cellular component: cytoplasm. The record is from RefSeq and is a predicted model, not a curated record. The transcript has 2 exons. Lineage: Eukaryota; Fungi; Ascomycota; Dothideomycetes; Pleosporales; Didymosphaeriaceae.
CGCGGAUGAGAUUUUUCUCAGUAUCAAAGGUGCCUCCGGUAAAGGUAUACAGCCCUCUUCAUCGGCUCUUUGAACGUGCUGUAUCACGUGCGCAGGAUCGUAAUGGUUUAACUUGACGAAGGUAUGCAGCCCGAUGGCUCACCGGAAGCCGUGUGUAAGUCGCUUGAUGGCGCUGUUGCUCAGCUUAAUGGCCGCCAGAAGAUUGACUUGUUCGAGCCGGGUGAAUUGACCCCCACCACACCUUUGGAAGUUAUCUUCAAGGUGCUAGAAGAAUAUGUGCAGAGCGGAAAGAUCGGUGGCAUUGGGCUCUACGAAGUCAAGGCCUCCAGUAUCCAGGCUGGUUCCAAGAUCACCAAGAUCGAGAGUGUGGAGGUCGAGCUUUCUCUCUUCUCUCUUCAUGUACUUAAGAACGGCGUGGCUGCAGCUACCGCCGAGCUCGGCAUUCCACUUGUAGCUUACUCUCCCUUGAGCCGUGGUUUUCUAUCUGGCCAAUUCAGGUCACUGGAUGACAUCCCUAAAGAAUCUCUCCUACAUCACUUCCCCCGAUUCCACCCCGACGUUUUCCCACUCAACCUACAGCUCGCCGACCAGAUCGCCGAGGUAGCUAAGAAGAAGGGCGUUACCUUUGCACAGCUAGCGAUCAACUGCUGCGCAAGCUAAAAAGGCAGGCCUCCCUGCUAUCAUUCCUAUUUCUGGCUCAACGACCGUCGCCCGCGUGGAGAACUCCAAGUUGGUCGAGGUCACCAACGCUGACCUGGCUGAGAUCGAGGAGAAACUGAAGAAAUUGCCGGUCAGCGGAGACGCUAUCCAGGUUUCGUGUCGAUUGAAGGUUAGAGACGUCAUAUGGUGGUUUGGACGACCGGGAACGGUAGAUAGAAAGUAUGUACGCUCAAUGCACA